Paramuricea clavata is the source of this 921-nucleotide messenger RNA. The record is from the annotation of a GenBank genome assembly. NCBI's taxonomy places the organism in Eukaryota, Metazoa, Cnidaria, Anthozoa, Malacalcyonacea, Plexauridae.
AUGUCCGCUAGUAGCUCGAAAACAAGCAGUAAGAGUAAACAAUCGGGCAAAAGUAAGUCCUCAGUAAGUCGUCCGGAACAACCGGCCAAAGUUACUGAUAACAAAUGGAUCGAUAUCGAUCACGAUUUGAAGAAAACACCCGAGAAACAAAAGCAGCAGUACGAAGGCGUUGAUGAAAAGGCAUUGGAAGAGAUUGGAUAUGUACAUGAUUUGUCAGAAAAAACAAGAAACAAAAAUAAUACCAUGGACUAUUGUACAUUCAAGUUACAAACGUCGCCCAACAAGUUUAAAGACGCCCUUCUGUAUUCACCUACCAAGAGAAAAAUUUUAAAGACCAGCGACGAUAGUCGAACGCCAAUAAAAGUGGAAAAAUUCACGUAUACUAAAGAUGGCAAAAAGAUAAUCGUGAACGAGGUGACUCGUCUAUCAAGCCCAGAUGCAUCCGAAUGCGUGUUUCAAUAUGUCCCACUUACGCCAUCGACUGAAAAAUUUACCACCAUUCAAAAUGUAUUGGAUAACGCCGACGAAUAUGAUAAAGUUAACGUCGAAGGAAAAGUCUUUCAUUUGCACGAAAAUCGUCCGAACAACACAAAUCUGCAUCUUGCUUCAGGAUUGUUAGUUGACGAGGAAGCAACAAUUCCACUUGAUGUGUGGGAACCUCACAUUUCGUCAAUACAAGAAAACAACGCGUACGCUUUCAUGUCAUUAACCGUGCGAGUAUGGAAUGGGAAAAAAAAGGUGGCCCUCGGAAGGCAAGGUAAAGUUUAUGCUUUGACGGACAGCCCAGUUAUGUCAGUAACCGAAGAUAACGUUCCAGCCAGUGAGAAUAAAUUCGGCGCCAUUGGUAUUGAAGAAAUUGCAUCGAUCAGCAGCAUUGAGGUGUUUCAUGCUUGUGUCAAUUGCAAUAAGAAGCUUAUUCAA